This is a messenger RNA of Orycteropus afer afer, 2067 nucleotides long. RefSeq names its product homeodomain-interacting protein kinase 2-like. NCBI's taxonomy places the organism in Eukaryota, Metazoa, Chordata, Mammalia, Tubulidentata, Orycteropodidae. The coding region runs from base 1 to 2067 and encodes 688 amino acids. The record is from RefSeq and is a predicted model, not a curated record. The transcript has 10 exons.
AUGUUAGCGACGCCUGCCUCCCCGCCCCGGCCUGAGCGUUUGCCUGUUGGUCCACGAGUCAUCGCUGCCUGUCCGCCUGUGGAUCGUUGCCUGCACAUGGUAUUACAGGGCGCCCGCUCUGGGCAGCGGGCAGCAGCCCUUCCCUGCAGUGGGCAGCAGCCCUUCCCUCGAGGAGAAGCCGGGAGGGAAGAGCAGGCAGGGCCCCAGGGAUCGCAGGCAGCGGACCUGGGCGGGAAGAGGGCCACUAUUUCCUUAGCCAAUCCCGAAGUCUCCGUACUAAACUACCACUCUGCACUCCACCAGCCCUCGGCGGCACCCAUGGCAGCAGUGGCCCAGCGCAGCAUGCCCCUGCAGACCGGGACAGCUCAACUUUGCGCCCGGCCCGACCCCUUCCAGCAGGCUCUCAUCGUGUGUCCCCCCGGCUUCCAAGGGUUGCAGGCCUCUCCCUCAAAGCAUGCUGGCUACUCUGUGCGGAUGGAGAACGCCGUGCCCAUCGUCACGCAAGCCCCAGGAGCUCAGCCCCUUCAGAUCCAGCCAGGUCUGCUUGCCCAGCAGGCCUGGCCCAGCGGGACCCAGCAGAUCCUGCUUCCCCCCACAUGGCAGCAGCUCACAGGCGUGGCCACCCACACGUCUGUGCAGCACGCAACUGUGAUUCCUGAGACCAUGGCAGGCACCCAGCAGUUGGCCGACUGGAGGAACACGCAUGCCCAUGGCAGCCAUUACAAUCCCAUCAUGCAGCAGCCUGCGCUGCUGACAGGUCACGUGACGCUGCCGGCGGCCCAGCCCCUGAACGUGGGUGUGGCCCACGUGAUGCGGCAGCAGCCCACCAGCACAGUCUCCUCCCGGAAGAGCAAGCAGCACCAGUCGUCAGCGAGGAACGUGUCCACCUGCGAGGUGUCCUCCUCUCAGGCCGUCAGCUCCCCGCAGCGGUCCAAGCGCGUCAAGGAGAACACGCCCCCGCGUUGCGCCAUGGUACACAGCAGCCCGGCCUGCAGCGCCUCCGUCACCUGUGGGUGGGGCGACGGUGCGUCCAGUAGCACCCGGGAGUGGCAGCGGCAGACGAUUGUCAUCCCCGACACUCCCAGCCCCACGGUCAGCGUCAUCACCAUCAGCAGUGACACAGACGAGGAGGAGGAGCAGAAGCACGCCCCCACCAGCACCGUCUCCAAGCAAAGGAAGAAUGUCAUCAGCUGCGUCACGGUCCAUGACUCCCCCGACUCCGACUCCUCCAGCAACAACAGCCCCUACUUGGGGGGGCAGCAGCGGGCCGGCCACAGCGGCAGCCACGCCUUCGACAGCAAGGGCGGCCUGGACGUCCACUGCCCCGGGAAUCCCCGAACAAUCAUCGUGCCACCCCUGAAGACCCAAGCCAGUGAGGUGCUGGUGGAGUGCGACGGCCUCGUGCCAGUCAGCACCAGCCACCACUCGGCCUUCUACAAGUCCAAGUCCUCCAGCAACGUGACCUCCACCAGCGGUCACUCUUCAGGGAGCUCGUCUGGGGCAAUCGCCUACCGGCAGCAGCGGCCAGGACCACACUUCCAGCAGCAGCAGCCCCUGAAUCUCAGCCAGGUCAGCCCCCCCGGCAGCCCCCGUUCCAGCGCCCAGCAGCACAUCACCACGGACCGCACGGGCAGCCACCGCCGGCAGCAGGCCUACAUCGCUCCUACCAUGGCCCAGGCCCCCUACUCCUUCCCACACAACAGCCCCAGCCACGGCACGGUCCACCCCCACUUGGCCGCCGCGGCCGCAGCCCACCUUCCAGCCCAGCCCCACCUGUACACCUACACAGCACCCGCGGCCCUGGGCUCCACCGGCACCGUGGCCCACCUAGUGGCCUCCCAGGGCUCGGCACGCCACCCUGUGCAGCACACCGCCUACCCAGCCAGCAUCGUUCACCAGGUGCCCGUGAGCAUGGGCCCUCGGGUGCUGCCCUCACCCACCCUCCACCCGAGUCAGUACCCCACCCAGUUCGCCCACCAGACCUACAUCAGCGCCUCGCCGGCCUCCACGGUCUACACUGGAUACCCGCUGAGCCCCGCCAAGGUCAACCAGUACCCUUACUUAUAA